UGUGGGAGUUGAGGAAGGACUGUGUACUUUGUUAUGGUCAAAAGACCAUUGUUUUCUGCAAAAUAAGAUAUGGCAUCCAAAGACAAGCUAAUGCUGCUUUUAAAAUUACCAUUUUACAUGAUAUAUUUUUACCUGGAAGCAUUUGUGCGAUCAGUUUUCCUCCGGCCAUCACCCAAAGAUGUGAAAGGAGACGUUGUAUUAGUGACGGGGGCGGGGCAUGGCAUAGGAAGAGAAAUUGCCCUUGAGUUUGGUCGGCUGGGCGCUAGAGUAGUGCUGUGGGAUAUUAACAAGAGUGGAAAUGACUCUGUGGCUGCUGAAAUCAAAGCUGCUGGAGGCGAGGCACAUCCUUACGUCUGCGACCUCUGUAAGACAGAUGACAUCAAGACAGUAGCGGCCUCGGUAAAGAGCAAUGUAGGCAAUGUAGAUAUCCUUGUCAACAAUGCUGGAAUUUUAUAUGGAGGAGAGAUGCUCAAAAUGAGAGAAGAACACAUUCGCAGGACAUUUGAAGUCAACACUCUGUCUCAUUUCUGGACCACCAGAGAGUUUUUGCCAGCCAUGAUUAAGAAAAAAAAGGGUCACAUUGUUACAACAUCAUCAAUGUCUGCAAAGUCAGGCACUGCUCUUCUGGUCGACUACAGCUCCUCUAAGUACGCUGCCUAUGGGUUUGCGGAGGCUAUGGAGGAGGAAAUGGACAGACUUGGUCACAGCUACAUCAAGUUUACCACAGUGUGUCCAAUGUUUGUAAGCAGUGGACUGGUCAAAGCUACUACCGAUGUAGAUGAAAAAAUGUUGACACCGAAAGAGGUUGCCUUGGCAACUGUAAAUGGAACUUUGAUGAACAGGGCAGUUGUUACGAUUCCAGACCAUUUGGCAUUCUCACUGCGAGUGGCAGCGUGGUUUCCACGGAAACUAAAUUUGUGGCUGAAGAAAGUGGGAAACCUAGGAAUUCAGCCACAGUACACCCCCUCAAAACAAGACUGAACUGUUUCCAUGGAGAUACAUCUGUUUUUGUGAUAGUUUUGGUAAUAGCCGUAAUUUUAAAAUGUUUACAAAUAAAAUAUACACAUUUUUUAAAUAAAGUUGAUAUUUUAUGUUCUGAAAAUUAACAAGUAAUAUAACAGACAUAAGUUGUCAAUUGUGAUGUUACAAUAGACAUAGACAGUGAAAAAUUAAAAAAAAUUGAUGUCAGGAUCUGCUAGAAUAUUAACUACAUUUUCUUAAAGUUCUUCAUUAAAUUGGUACAUGUGUUGUUUUGAACUCCUUUUUUGUGCUGCUGUCUUUCUGCGUUUCAAAAAUAUGACUUAUGACUUUUCACGCAUUUUCAGGAAAAAAUAUUUCCAAUAAUAACAGUUUAUUAUUUUUGCUUGGCCUUUUUUAAUUCUGACGCAACAAACCAGCACAUGAUAUCUUCUUAGAUUAAUCGUUCGUGUUGGCCAGGAUAGUAACGCAGUAGAACUGGACUGGGUCGGUCGCCGGCGACCUGGUAGCUCAAUUGGUAGAGCGUCCGUCUAGAGUUUGGAGGGUCCUGGGUUCGAACCCUGGCCUGGCCGUGCAUUUUCCCACUCCUAUUACAAUAGCAUACAAGCUAGGGGGUCUUUAUAUACAUGUAGGAAGGAAAACAGAACCUGAUCAGGGAUUACGAUCCUGGCCGUCUUUCUGAAAGGCGAGUGUGUUAUCCGGUGUGCCCCCACCAUAAUAGAACAUACAUUUGUAUAAAGUAAAAAUAUCAGCAUGUUUGAAAGUUGACCAUAAAGACAAUUCAGAGGUCCUUAUGUGAUGAAUGUGGCUUUUAAACACAAUUCUGUUGUUCAUAUUUAUUAAAUUAUAUCACUUUAUUUUGAGAUCCGUGAAAAAUUAAUGAUCAUGUUAUUCCCAUGUAUUAUUAUGACUAUAAAAUAUGGUUUUUAGAUACUGGAUUACAAAACAUUAUCAGUGGGAGGGUCUUGCUCCUGUGCGAUUGAUAAACGACUUUCAUAUGUUUUGAUCAAUUAUCAAAAUCCCUGGGUCCAGUUGUUCAAAAGGUGAUUCGCUUAAUCAGUGAUUAGCGUAAAUUUUAAUUUUUGUAUGUCUUUAAGACACAACCACUGAAUUAGUUACAACUUUCAAGAUAUCAAAUAUUUAGUAGAGUGAAUUUACAUGCACAAUUGUGAGACUUUACCUUGUAUAUCGACAAAAGUAUUAAAGGCUGAAAAACUGUUGUUAAACUGUGAUUAAGCUAAUCACCUUUUGAACAUCUGGGCCCUGGUAUACAACUUGAUAGCCCUUCAUUCCAGCAAUGAAUCCUCCAUCAUAAAAAUAGAUCAUCUCUGCACCCCUGGUAUAUAUCAUGACAAAAUUGAAAGCUCUUUACACUAAACCUUGCGGAUGAUACAGCUCAACACAUCUGACAUCUUUGAUGAAGAUGAAAGGAAUCAUGCAUCAGCAUAACGGUAAAAUCAAAAGGCUGUGAAGUGGGGUGUAGAAUCUCUGUAAUUGUUAAAGGACAAGUACUUAUCAGCCUAGCGAUUUGUCAGGCUUUUUACCUGAAAUUAAUCAAAUAACUUUUUUAUGCCUUGAUUUUGUCAUGGCUUAUUUCAGGGGUAAAGAGAAGAAAAGUGUAUCCAGAGCAGAAUCCUCGGAUUUUGUGGAUGUCUAUCCUAGACAUAGACCUCUUUGUUCUUCAGAAGAAGAUGUUUAACCUUUUCACCACUGUAGACCAUAAUGGACUUAUCCAGAUCAAUGCAUGGUAGAGUCUACUAAAGUUACAUAGGGGUGAAAUGGUUAAUGUCGUAACACAGAUUCCUGUGAUAUUGAAAGUGGUACCCUUUAACACAUUACCAAGGUCGAGCUCUUACUUGAUAAAGUAGUUCAGACACGGCAAGACGAUUUACCCAAAAAACACACAAAAACACCUCACCAAUAGCGUUUAGCUGAAGAAAUUAUUUAAAAUAAAAUAGAAUGGGUUUUUGGGUAGUUUUGGGUGUUUUGGGGUAGUUUUGGGUGUUUUGGGGUAAAUCGUCGUGCCCGUUCCGACAUGCCUGUUUCGUUUUGUCCCUCUCUUUUUAAAAAUAUUUGGCUUGAGUAAGACUAUUUCUACAAGCACGUGUGAACUUUAUUUUAAAACACCUGUAAUGUUCCGGCAGUUUACAUGUGGGAAAUUGAAGAGAACGGGCAUACUCUCCCUCAUUAAUAGGAGGGAGACUCUCAUUUUCACCAAAAUUUACCAAUCUCCCUCGAAACUCCCUCAUUCAAGUCCAAACUCACACAAACUCAAAAUCUAUAUUGUAGUUACUACAGGGUGUGUGUAAUGAUCAUAACAGGUACCUGUGUCUUAAUUAAAUGAACGUAAAUGAAUGCGUUAUUUUGAUACAUAAAAAGGGAAAGACAAAUUGCACACCUAUGUAUGAGCAGCUGUACAAUAAGAGAAGUGUCCUGUCUAUUCAAUGUCCCUAUUACUAGACAGGUCAAGGUCACAUUAAUAUUUUGUAUUGAUUUCAAGUUUCAAUUUCAAUUUUUGUCAAAGAAAUGAACGGGAAAUCCUCUAAUUGGCUACAUUUCUUCACCCAGAUAUCACCAUUGUCGUCGUCGUCAUCAUCGUCGUAAUCAUCAAAAAAGUGUGAAUUCUGCAGACUGAAUGUCAAAGGUCAAGGUCACAAGAUGACUUAGUAACCGUCGUUAUUAACAUCAAAACCUCUCAAAGCAACUAAAGGAUUAAAAGACUACCUUUCAUAAUACAAUGUCAUAUACAUGUUGUUUAUGAAAGAUCAUCACUUAAGACAUGAUAAAGAAAUAAAAAACAUCAUCUCCGACUUGUCGAAUUCUUAAGACAAGGUCCCGUCUCUAACUUGUGACAUUCUUUAGACUUGAGGUCAAGGUAACCAGGGACAGUAAGUUAACAAACUUAAGGUCAUGGUUGUAGAAUUUUCAGGAAACAUUUUUAUCUUCAAAAAUGAUAAACUCUUUUUUAUUAUAAUGAUAUUUUAUUAACAGUUUAAGUACGGCCGAAAAGAUGCAUAGCUCGUAUUGUAUUCAAUAAGUACCUAUGAUUUUAUUGUAUUGUCUUAUAUUUUUACUUGCAUCCACACUGUUGGUUGCUCUGAAGAACAUCGAUAAUCACAGGGACCUGAGAAUUUGUUACAGGUAUAUAUGAACCUAUACUGAAGUGUUCAGAUUUAUUAAACACACUUUGGGGAUUUAGAUCAAUCAAUCAUAUUGGUAAAAAUGCUACCUAAUGAUGGUAUUAUAAUAGAUAUAAACCCCUAAACGUGUAAAACUACUCUGCACAUCAAUUUAGGUUCAACUAUACCUGUAACCGAAUCCGGUUAAAACGGCCUCACUGCAGUAACGGCCCUAGUUAAAACGGCCCCACCCUAAUAUAUACUGUAUAGUACUGCAAGUACUACAAGUGCGUAA
Molecule: messenger RNA, 4392 nt
Organism: Mizuhopecten yessoensis (Yesso scallop)
Lineage: Eukaryota; Metazoa; Mollusca; Bivalvia; Pectinida; Pectinidae
Product: estradiol 17-beta-dehydrogenase 11-like
Exons: 6
Coding region: 70-981 (303 amino acids)
Cellular component (GO): lipid droplet
Molecular function (GO): oxidoreductase activity, acting on the CH-OH group of donors, NAD or NADP as acceptor
Source: RefSeq, a predicted model, not a curated record